Molecule: messenger RNA, 3043 nt
Organism: Lycium barbarum (goji berry)
Lineage: Eukaryota; Viridiplantae; Streptophyta; Magnoliopsida; Solanales; Solanaceae
Product: probable receptor-like protein kinase At5g61350
Exons: 1
Coding region: 221-2785 (854 amino acids)
Biological process (GO): protein autophosphorylation
Cellular component (GO): plasma membrane; plasmodesma
Molecular function (GO): transmembrane receptor protein tyrosine kinase activity; ATP binding
Source: RefSeq, a predicted model, not a curated record
UUCCCGAAAAAGUCUACAACUUUCAAAAAACUACAAGAAGGCACGUUCUAUCCUAACAUGUUAACAACAAAUGUUCACAAUAUUCUUCAUUACAACUUACAAACAUAAACGUGCUACACUCUCUUUCAAGAAUUGCCUUUCAUCAUUAGCUAUUCCUAUUAUGUCUAUUCAACAAUUUUAGUGUUCUGACAUCUAACAUCUUGCUCUCAUACAACAAAAGAUGAGAGGAAGAAAACACUCUUUUGUCACUUUUGCCUUUCUCGUAGUACUAUUUUUUGCAAAUGUAGCCACUUCAACUUCAAAGGGGACAAAAUUUACGCCAGCUGAUAACUAUCUGAUCAAUUGUGGAUCCCCUGAUACCACUUUGCUUGAUGAUGGAAGGACUUUUAAGUCUGACCCUCAAUCUGCUUCUUACUUGUCCACUGAUGAAACUAUUUUAGCUUCUGUUAAGUCUUUACAAGAAAAGGUCACUUCUUUUUCCUCAGAAUCUUUGUUAUAUCACACUGCAAGAAUAUUUGAAAGUGAAUCUAUGUAUAGGUUUCUUGUUUUUCAACCAGGCAGGCAUUGGGUGCGUUUGCAUUUUUAUCCUCUUUCUCAUCCAGAUUACAAUCUAACAAGUGCUAUGUUCACUGUUACUUCUGAUAGUAUUGUUUUACUUCAUGAUUUCUCAGUGAAGGAUACUAGUAAAGUUUUGUUCAAAGAAUACCUUAUCAAUAUUACUUCAUCCCAAUUCACCCUCAAAUUUUCACCUUUGAAGAAAUCUUUUGCUUUUAUCAAUGCCAUUGAGUUUGUCUCAGCACCAGAUGAUCUCAUUCCUGAUUCAGCUGCUGCGGUUUCACCUGUUGGUGAUUUCAAUGGCUUGUCUCAGUUCGCUUUUGAAGUAACUUAUCGGCUAAAUAUUGGAGGGCCAAUUGUUACACCUAAAAAUGACACAUUGUGGAGGACAUGGUUGCCUGAUGAUCAGUACAUGGCAUUUCCGGAAGGGGCUCAGAGUGUGUCGGUUCCUCUAAAGACAAUCGCAUAUCCAGAUGGAGGGGCGACGUCUUUGAUUGCCCCGAAAUCUGUUUAUGCAACAGCUGAUAGGAUGGCGGAUGCUGGGGUGCCAAACUCGAAUUUUAAGCUAACGUGGGAGAUGGACGCUGAUCCGAACUUUUCCUAUUUGAUCAGAAUGCAUUUCUGUGAUAUUGUGAGCAAAGGCCUAAAUGAGUUGUACUUCAAUGUCUAUCUUAAUGAGAUGGUGGGAGUCUCAAGUCUUGACCUUUCAACACUGACUUCAGAUUUGGCCACACCUUAUUACAAAGACUUUGUGCUCAAUGCCAGAGCCAUCACCAAUGGCUCGAUCAUCGUGCAGGUGGGCCCUGCGUCAAACGUUCAAUCUAUCCUUCCGAAUGCCAUCCUCAAUGGCUUGGAGGUAAUGAAGAUAAGCAACAUAGCUGGAAGCUUGGAUGGUCUGUUCUCGUCUGGUGGACCCCACCCAGGCGUAAUGCCAAGAUCACGCGGAAUGAAAAUUGCUGCUGCUUUUGGAUUAAUAUUAAUGGUUACAACAUUAAUAUUGCUCGUGAUGUACAUUGUUCGUUGGCGAAGGAGACCAGCAAAGGGUUGGCAGAAGCAAAAGACAUUCUCUUCAUGGCUUCCUCUUAAUGCCAGUUACUGCAGUUUCAUGUCAAGCAAGAGCAAGACUAGUUGUUCAACAAUCAUAUCUGCGGGCCUAAACUUUGGCCGCGUCUUUACUUUCAACGAAAUCAAGAAUGCAACGAAAAACUUUGAUGAGAAAGCAGUCAUUGGUGUUGGAGGCUUUGGAAAAGUGUACCUUGGUGAAUCGGAAGAUGGAACGAAACUAGCUAUAAAACGAGGAAAUCCAUCAUCCUCUCAGGGCAUCAACGAAUUCUUAACUGAAAUUGAAUUGCUAUCCAAGCUUAGGCAUCGACAUCUUGUUUCGCUUAUUGGUUAUUGUGAUGAACAAUCAGAAAUGAUUCUAGUUUAUGAGUACAUGUCUAAUGGUCCUCUUCGUGACCACAUUUAUGGUUCCGAUUUGCCAACUCUAACAUGGAGACAGAGGCUCGAAAUCUGCAUAGGAGCUGCUCGAGGGCUACACUAUCUUCACACUGGAUCAACUCAAGGAAUAAUACAUCGCGAUAUAAAAACUACAAACAUCCUCCUGGAUGAGGACUUUGUUGCAAAGAUGGCUGAUUUUGGCUUGUCAAAAACUGGUCCUUCAUUGGAGCAAACACAUGUCAGCACAGCAGUGAAGGGUAGUUUCGGGUACCUUGAUCCUGAAUACUUCAGAAGACAACAACUAACAGAAAAAUCUGAUGUGUACUCAUUUGGGGUUGUUCUUUUCGAGGUAUUAUGUGCAAGGCCUGCACUUGAUCCUGCAUUGCCAAGAGAACAAGUGAAUUUGGCUGAGUGGGCAAUGCAGCAACACAGAAAAGGGUCUCUAGAGAAGAUCAUAGACCCUCAUCUUGCAGGAACCAUUAGCCCCGAGGCUUUAAGAAAAUACGUGGAAGCGGCAGAGAAAUGCUUGGCAGAAUAUGGGGUUGAUAGACCUACAAUGGGAGAUGUUUUAUGGAAUUUAGAGUAUGCUUUGCAGCUUGAAUCAGCAUCCCCACAGAGUGGUCUUCCAUUGGAGAAUGAGAAUGAGAAGGAACAUUCCAAGACAAGUUCUUCAGAACAGCCUGUGAUGAAUUCGAAGGGCAAUAAAGAAGAUCAGCUCAUUGACAUCAAUGAUGAUUCUGGAGUGGUGGUUGGUUCUCCUUUGUUUUUAGAAGGUUUUCAAGGAAGAUAACUGAAAUAACUUCAAUCAAAGAUGAUCAGCCUUUUCAUUUUUUUGGUUUUUCUGCUUUCAUGUUUUUUUCACUUUACUUUUCAAGCAAUCUUUGGGUUAUCUGUGGUUGAUUUCCUGUUUAGUUUAUGAUGACUGGAGACAUGCCAGAUGUUUGUCUGUAUCCAAGGAUCUAAUUGACUUUCCCUUCUAGUGCUUGUAGUUGUAUGUUACCGAUUUAUCUUCGCUCAGGUGUUAAUUUUCAAAAAGUAAUGUUGCUAA